UCCCUUUUCUUAAUUGUGUGUUGUGCAAGUAGUGAAGAGGGCCUUCACUUACCGACCUCGACCGCCGUGUAAGCUAACUCGGGGUCGUGCAGCAAGUCACACAGAGCCAUGAGGGCCCGUUGCCGGACCAGGAGAUCGGGAUCCGCUAGCUCCCGUUUCAGCUUGGGCAAAGCGCGGUCCCCGAAGGCAAUGGGCGCCUUGGUCGGGUCGAUGUGAGGAGGAUACUUGGCAGAAAUUCUCGUGUGAGCCAUUUUCUCUCUUUUUUAAAACAGCAACUGCGAAGCUCCAAGGGCUCAGAAGUCGAGCUCACACUCCGAUGUUUCGCUGGUGAAUGUUUGAAAGCUCGGCUCGCGGCUUGGCUCAGUUGCCAUAGCAACACCCGCGGCCUACUCCUCCGUAAAGCGCCUGUAAUCAACAUUGCACCGUACAGGUAAAUGGGUCUCCACUAUCCGCAACAAAAUCUACUUUGAACAGCCUUAAUUUAACACAGGAAAAGUCCCAAGUGCAACUCGAGGUCGGAAGGCUGUCUUCAGAAAUAAAGAAGUAUUAGGAGGGGUUAGUCCUAAAUGAAGAACUGCAAAUUAAGUACCAGCAAUUGAGGGUAACCAAGGGGAAAACAAGAAUAAGAAACACAAGAUAAUUAACAUUAACAGAGAAGAGGUGUUGGAGAAACAUUGAGGAUGAAAAGACUACCUUUCGGAAGCAUUAAGUGAAACUGAGAUGCUACUGCACAGAACAAACAUGUAAAGCCUCAGUCAACAUUGUGUCCAUUGCAUCCUGCAAGUGCAGGCGGAAGAAAGUAAUCGAAAGCAUUUCACAUCGAGUGGAGAAAAGAUGAGCAACGGUGUUUUGCAUGCCCCACCAGUCAGCAGGGACCGAAUCAUCUCUAAAUUCCCCAAGUGUUACUUACCUGAAGCCUGUCUCCAAUUUAAAGAUCAGUUCCACAUUCAAGUUAAAAAUGCCUGCCAUGAACGACAAACCAGAAAUGUUGGACUCAAAAUGUCAAAGGUGGUGGUAGUUGGGGACCUCUGUGUGGGAAAAACAUGUCUUAUUAAUAGAUUUUGUAAAAAUGUGUUUGACAGAGACUACAAGGCUACAAUUGGAGUUGAUUUUGAAAUUGAGCGGUUUGAAGUUGCUGGAAUUCCGUACAACCUACAAAUUUGGGACACCGCAGGGCAGGAGAAAUUCAAAUGCAUUGCUUCUGCAUACUAUCGAGGUGCUGAAGUCGUUAUAAUAACCUUUGAUUUGGCUGACAUACAAACCCUGGAACACACAAAACAGUGGCUAGAGGAUGCACUGAAGGAAAAUGAACAGGGUUUAAGUACCAUAUUUCUUGUUGGCUCUAAGAAAGACUUAUUGUCCCAGGCUGAAUAUGAGCGAACAGAAGCUGAUGCCAUUAAGAUGGCUACUGAGAUGCAAGCAGAGUAUUGGGCUGUGUCUUCAAAAACAGGUGAAAAUGUGAGAGAAUUCUUCUUCAGAGUGGCAGCCCUGGCAUUUGAAGCAUCUUUACUGAAAGAAUUGGAAAGAAGUGACUUUCCGUCUGCAAAGAUUGGUGAGGGCAGCACCAUCCAAAUGGAUAAAGCUACAGCCGAGUUCUCGGGAAGCAGGAUUAGUUCCACCGCUGGUUGCUGUUGAAAUUCAAUGUGCAGCAUUUCAUAACACUGGUUAAUCCUCCAUUUGGUUCGUAUACCAUAGUAUUGGCAAGCAUAAUACAAAGACUGCAGUCUGAUGUCAGGUUGAGUACGGAUAGUUUAUGUAAAUAGUAAAACCUGGAAUAACCAGAAACUCCAGAACACCAGGACUCUGUACAGAAAUUGAGUUAUGGGUUGAAGUGGGCCCUUGAAAAAGGGCAUUGAAAAUUUUUGAGGGUAAAGGACAAAUUGUAUUAAUUUAAUAAAGGUGUGUAAAGCAAAAUUCUGAGAUAAAUGCCGCUGAUGAUGUUAUUUAUUAAUUUGGAUUAAGGAGUAUCUAGUUACCAACACCAAUAACAUUAAGGCACACAAGUGGAGUUUGAUGUCUAUAAAAAUCAUUUUUCUAAAUUACCCUUGUGUGAAACAGUAGUUAUUUUUCUAAAUUGCUGAAUGUUUUUGAGAUCAUUAAAUGUAUUUUUUUAUAAAAUAUGAACAUAUCAUUUUCCAUUAUUAACAAGAUUAUAUUAAUGAUCAAGAUCCACAACUGGAACUCUGAGGAUGCCAAGGGAUCAUUAACAUUUUUUGGUGUAAAGACAAGUGAACAUUAAUAACUGAGGUGAAAGCCUCUGAAUGGAACUUUCAAUUAUUAAGCAAUCGUAAUCUUCAGUCCCUAGUGCUGGCAUUAAUCUUUUGUUGUCAGUCAAAUGUAGAAUCCUGUUUUAUGCACCAAAUGUGACUGGUGUUUAGAGUCACCAAAAGAUUUUGGCAUAGAAGAGGUCAAUGUCUGUGAGUGAUGAGGUAGUCAUAGGUUUAUGCCUUUUCCCCUUCAGUGAUGAAUCCUAAACUUUACCCUUGCAUCUAGGAGAACUACUAGGGAAACCCAGGAACUUCUACAUGAAGAGGGAGAGAGAAAUCCUAAAUUAUUUAGGUAGUUUGAAUAGUUCUUAUGAAUAAUUGCUGAAUUAGGAAUGACUUUGAUAGAGAUAUCUGAAUGUUUUUCUAUUUGCAGUGUUGAAUAAGGUUUAAAAACAUAUCAUAGAAUCCCUGGCCAGCAAUAAAUCUGUGACAUAAAUAGUGUUUUAAUUUAGUCUGAUAGAGUUUUAUCCAAAAUAUUGCUGUGUUAACUCCUCCACGGAAUUCAAAUUAUGCUAUUUAGUCAGACAGAUUGGACAAGAGAACAGUUUUGCUGAUAUGUUUUCCUCACGGGAUGCAUACACACAUACACACACGCGCGAGCCGCACACGCACACACACUUUAGUUUAAAGCCCUAUCCACAGCCCUGUGUAAUGCUGCUGGAUAGCAGCUCCCUCCUACCCUGGUACUGGUACCAAUGUCCAUGAAUUUGAACCUGUUUUAUUUCACACCAAUCUUUGAGUCAGUGUUUGUGUUGAACCUGAGACAGUUAUCUUGUGGCUCAUGCAGUAAUCUAGAGGUUAUUACUUCUUUGUUUCUGUUCUUCAGUUUCGCUACCAGCUGCUCAUAUUCUCUCAGCAGAGCCUCAUUCCUCUUUCUACCUAUAUUGUUGGUACCUACGUGGACCACAAGAACUGGAUCUUUCCCCUUUCAGUCCAAAUUCCACUGCACCCCAAAUGAAAUAUCUUGAAUCCGGUCACUAGGCAGGCAACACAGCCUUUGGAACUCUCGAUUUUGGCCAUAGAGAACAGUGUCGAUUCCCCUGAUAAUACUGUCCCCAAUUACAACUACAUUUCUGUUUUCUCUCACCUUUUGAUUGACUAUGUGCACCGUGAUGUACAGACUACGGAGAAGGUUCACCAGGGUGUUGCCUGAUCCCCAGGGCAUUGACUGUCAAGAAAGGUUGAAAAGACUAGGAUUGUUUUCGGUAGACAGACAGCGGCUGAGAGGAGACUUGAUAGAGGUUUACAAAAUUAUGAGAGACUUAGAUAGGGUGAAUAAUCAAAGGCUUUUUCCCAGGGUUGAAGUUUCAAUUACAAGGGUGACAGGUUCAAGGUCAGAGGAGGAAAGUUUAAGGGAGAUGUGCAAGGGACGUUUUUCAUGCAACGAGUGGUAGCAGCCUGGAAUGCACUACAUUAGAGGUGGUGGAAGCAGGAACGUUGGAGAUAUUUAAGAGGCACCGAGAUGGGUACAUGAAUAGGGAGGGAAUAGAGGGAUAUGGAUCAAAAAAUGCUAGGUUUGCUUUUAGAUUAAUUAGGGCAUGAUGGUCGGCAUAGAUUUGGAGGGCCAAAGGGCCUGUUCUUGUGCUGUACUUUUUCAUUUUGUUCAUUUGUUUGUUCAUUUGUUCAUGAUGCUGUGGUCAGUUUGCUCAUGCUCCCUACAGCUCCUGCAGUCAUCCAGACAGGAAGCAAGAACCUCUAACCCAUUAGAUAAGCUCAAGCACUGAGGGUCCUUCAGCAUUACCUCCUAGAUCCCUCUAGCUGCUUCUUGUAUUCUACCUGACCACUGACCGAAUUCCAGAUAGUACAUCAAAGGGGUGUGAUUGCCUCCUGAAACACAGCGUGCAGGUAAUUCCACCCCCAUUCCCUGACGUGUUGCAGUUUUCAAAGUUCAGACUCCAGCUCAUCAGCUCUGAGCUGGUGCUCCUCAGGCAAUCAACACUUACUGCAGAUGGGUUAUUACAAAUCACAGUGGGGUCCACUGGCUCCCAAACCAUGCAGGUACAACGUAUCAGCUGAUCCUGUGACUCUAUUUUGUUUACUUUGUUCUUCGUUUAAUUGUUAAAAGAUUUGCUGUUCUUUUAGUUUGUAACCUGUAAAUAUUUUCUCGAUUUACUUUCAAUUUCAAAAAACAAUAAUGUCUUGUUUGCGCGAUAAGCUGGAAAUUUAAACCCAUGCCCUCCACCGUUUCCAAAACUUUCAGUUCCCUGGCCCCCCAAUACCUCAUCUUCACCAUGGAUGUACAGUCCUUUUACACCUGUAUCAUCCUCCGUAGGCCCAAACAGUCCCCCCCCACUGACGCUGUCAUUCACUUGGCAGAACUGGUCCUCACCCUUAAAAGUUUUCCAUUGAUUCCUGCCAAUCCCUACAAACCAAACGAGUGGUCAUGGGCACCCACAAGGAGCCGAGCUUCGUCUUCCUCUUUCUGGGGAAUUUUGGAACAGGUCCUCUUCCACAACUAAACUAGCGCAGCCCUCACCUCUUUCUCUGCUAUAUUGAUGACUGCAUCAGUGCUGCCUUGUGCUCCCCUGAAUGAAGUAACCUGCAUUUACUUUUGUUCACACUUACUUAAAAACAUUGAUUGUCUGUUUUUGAAAGUUUGUUUCAUUGAAUCGUCAAGCCGUGCUGUUUCUGUUUCAUUAACAUAUUGUAGCAUCUUGUCAAAGUAAUGCAGAGUUUCUGACAUUUUCUUCAAGAGAAAUCAGCAGGUGCUUUUUAUAAAUUAGGUUAUUUUGACAUCAAAUCACUAAACUGCUGGCACAUUUAUGUAGUUCAAAGUGUAUAUCUCUUGAAAUAUGUUCACCGAUCAUUCAUCUGCUGGACUUGUCCAUUUUCACGUUGCGAUUCAUUAAGGAUGAUUGCAUACUGGAGUUUACUGGUUAUGUUUAUUUUGCCCACUAACAAAAUUAUUGUGAUAUCCAAAUUGGUUUAUGCAAAUUGUACUUUCCUUUUAAUUUAGCACUAAGUUGUUUCUGCUACAAAAGAAUGGAAAAGGAAUUAAAUUCAACAUUUUGGAACCUUUGUUAAUUGAUUUAUUUGAACCCUAAGUGUUGACUUUGCUGUCUAUUUGAAGGCAGAAGGGUGACUUUUAAUCUCACCUGCGUACCGGGUAAUUUACCCCCGUAAUCAUUUAAGCACGAAAAUACAAUUUGAUACAAAGCUCGUUGUGGAUUUUCAAAUGGGCCAGAAAUGAUACAACUAGCUUAAUAAAGUAUCUUUGAUGCAUUAGAAUUGUGAAUUAGAUAAAUUUGAAUCACUUUAUAAUACAGCAUGAACACACUAACUGCUGUGAAAUUAAAAGAAACAGUCUUCCAUAUUUAUAUUAACUAUAACCAGGACUUUGUUGUCAUCAUCAUUAUACGUUCGGAUAUUGUCUCAAUAAUUUACAAUGGUGAUGCCUGUCAUCACAUCUCUGAAUAUUAAAAUGCAUAUCACACUGAUUAAAGAUUGUGACAUAAUCACUGUAAAAAUAUUAAUGACAUUUUCUGUAUUUAUUUGAUAGUGAUGCCUUUUUCCCAGGAUGCACUCUCAAGAAUUGGUAUCGGUAGUGGGAAUUUCAGUCAUUGUAAAUGUAAGGAAAGUGUUUUAACUAGGUAUUUGAGAAAAGUAGUGACAUCAUAUUACCUCAGCUCUUGGACUUGAGUUUCAUCAAUCUCCUGAUUGUGUUCAUGUUUUGACUAUCAGGAUGGAAAAUAAAAUGAGUCGUAU
Stegostoma tigrinum is the source of this 5972-nucleotide messenger RNA. It is a transcript of the gene rab36, whose product is annotated as RAB36, member RAS oncogene family. The record is from RefSeq and is a predicted model, not a curated record. The coding region runs from base 835 to 1635 and encodes 266 amino acids. NCBI's taxonomy places the organism in Eukaryota, Metazoa, Chordata, Chondrichthyes, Orectolobiformes, Stegostomatidae. The transcript has 13 exons. Gene Ontology annotation, molecular function: GTP binding; GTPase activity.